Colius striatus (speckled mousebird) is the source of this 1114-nucleotide messenger RNA. RefSeq names its product myosin regulatory light chain 2, smooth muscle minor isoform. Gene Ontology annotation, cellular component: cytoplasm. The transcript is spliced from 4 exons. NCBI's taxonomy places the organism in Eukaryota, Metazoa, Chordata, Aves, Coliiformes, Coliidae. Gene Ontology annotation, molecular function: calcium ion binding. The record is from RefSeq and is a predicted model, not a curated record. Bases 16 to 789 code for a protein of 257 amino acids.
UGGUUAGUGAAUGCAAUGAAGAGAACUUCAGUGUGGCUGAAUGAUGCGCCAGUUGCAUUUCAUGGGCUAUUUUUAGUUCAGGAUGUAAUGGUUUGUUUUAUACGUCAGAAGAUGCAUGUAUGGUUUAAAAGCGUGGAGUUAGCAGGGGAAAUCGGGAAUGUUCUUUCUAGACAGACUGAGAAGGACCUAACCAUGGAAUAUCCUUUUAUGAUCCAGAUGCUUGGUGCAGCAUGUCAUGGAUCUGAUACAAAGCAAGAACCAACAGCCAACAUGUCUAGCAAAAGGGCAAAGACGAAGACCACCAAGAAGCGCCCUCAGCGUGCCACUUCCAAUGUCUUUGCAAUGUUUGAUCAGUCGCAGAUUCAAGAAUUCAAGGAGGCCUUCAACAUGAUCGACCAGAACAGGGACGGCUUCAUUGACAAGGAGGACUUGCAUGACAUGCUUGCCUCGCUUGGAAAGAAUCCCACAGAUGAAUACCUGGAUGCCAUGAUGAAUGAAGCUCCAGGCCCCAUAAACUUCACAAUGUUCCUGACCAUGUUUGGUGAGAAGUUAAACGGCACCGAUCCGGAAGAUGUCAUCAGGAACGCUUUUGCUUGCUUUGAUGAGGAAGCCACAGGGUUCAUUCAGGAGGACUACCUGCGGGAGCUGCUGACCACCAUGGGUGACAGAUUCACAGAUGAAGAGGUGGAUGAGCUGUACAGAGAGGCGCCCAUCGACAAAAAGGGCAAUUUCAACUACAUCGAGUUCACGCGCAUCCUGAAACACGGAGCCAAAGACAAGGAUGACUGAGCGCAUCCAUGGAUACCUGCAGAUUACUUUACAUUUAUGUUUAUUUUUGAGGGUUUCUUCCUGAUAGAACUUGUUGCAUGCAUUUAGCUUUACAAAUUUUGCCUUUCUCAAUGUAUUUAUCUAUUCCAGGCCAUUUAGGCACAGUUGCACCUGUGUAAUCAGACUGGAAGUGGGGAAGAUAUUGUGAGGGGAAAGGAUAGGGGCACAAUGAUCCAUGGACUCUUGAUAGUUCAGGAAAACAAUCUCAGUGUUUCUGGUUUAGCUGGAUUUUUACAUUUUUUAUAAUAAAUGCUGUUUUGAAAUAAAGAUUGCUAUAUAGAUAAAA